Messenger RNA from Scaptodrosophila lebanonensis, 1371 nucleotides. It is a transcript of the gene Su(P), whose product is annotated as prostaglandin E synthase 2. Gene Ontology annotation, molecular function: prostaglandin-E synthase activity. Gene Ontology annotation, cellular component: mitochondrion. The coding region runs from base 76 to 1284 and encodes 402 amino acids. The record is from RefSeq and is a predicted model, not a curated record. Lineage: Eukaryota; Metazoa; Arthropoda; Insecta; Diptera; Drosophilidae. The transcript has 4 exons.
UUUUUAUUGUGCAUUUGCAUAAUAAUCUUGUUUCUAGUCACCAGAAAGCAUUAAAAAGCAAAGCGUACCGGAAAAAUGUCCUGUUUUCGUUUAGCCACUGCCGUCACACGACCGCUUCAGCUAAACAGCACCUCUCCUAAUGCUUUCCGUCACGUUCAAAUUGCACGCCGACAACUAACUACUUUCAGCAAAAAGAAAAGCGGAAAUGGAACGUUCAAACUGGCAUUGCUCGGGGCAGGAGUGGGGGCUGCAACGGGAUCGAUCUAUACCAUAUAUUCCAAUAUAAAUGACAGAAAUUCGCACAAGGAGCACGAACACAUGCCACCCAAAGUUAUUGGGGAGCUACCGGAUGUGCGCAUAACUAAACGCUUUGUAAACCCUAAGGAUACUUCCGGACUGGAGAUUGUGCUCUUUCAGUUUCAGACGUGUCCAUUUUGCUGCAAAGUGCGAGCAUACCUGGACUAUAUGGGUAUCUCCUAUUCUGUUGUCGAGGUAGAUGCAGUCCUGCGGCAAGAUAUUAAAUGGUCUUCUGUGAAGAAAGUUCCAAUGGUUCUGAUACGGCAGCGUGAUGGCCAGUAUGUGCAAAUGAGCGAUUCCAGUGCAAUUAUUUCACUUAUAGCGACUUAUCUAAAUGACAACCGCAAGGACAUUGGGGACUUAGCCCAGUUUUAUCCCCAAAUAUCUUAUUUCGAUGAUGAUGGCAAGAAGAGGCAGGAUAUUUUAAACAAGUACUUCCUUAUGUAUCAGGACCGCACACCUAAGAACCUCACAAAAGAAAUUGAAGAAAAUGAACGAAAAUGGCGCAACUGGGCUGACAAUCAUUUGGUACACCUUAUAUCUCCGAACUGUUACCAAACAUUAGGUGAGAGCCUGGAAACUUUUGAAUAUUUCUCCCAGGCUGGAGAAUGGGACAUUCACUUUCCCAAAUGGGAGCGUGACUUAAUGGUCUAUUGCGGUGCGGUUGCAAUGUGGGGUAUAAGUAAAAUUUUAAAACGUCGACAUGCACUUAGCGAUGACGUCAGAUCGCAUAUUUAUGACGCAUUAGAUAAAUGGACAAGGGAGCUACAGAAAAAAAAAUCUAGGUUCAUGGCAGGAAAGCAGCCGGGCUUAUCUGAUCUAUCAGUGUAUGGCGUUUUAAGCAGUAUGGAGGGAUGCCAAGCCUUUAAAGAUUGCCUUCAAAAUACUGGAAUAGGCAAAUGGUUCUAUGAUGUCAAGGAAGUCGUGCAGAAAAACCGAGGACAAUUACGCAGAGAACGUUUAGAAGGUAUCGCGCCUAUGUCUUAGGAAAACUUAAAUAUAUACUUAUUGUGAAAAUACACCCAAAGUUUGUUAGACAUACGUUAUUUUCAAUAAAUCAUUUCAUAGUUCAAA